This is a messenger RNA of Caenorhabditis sp. 36 PRJEB53466, 2642 nucleotides long. The record is from the annotation of a GenBank genome assembly. Lineage: Eukaryota; Metazoa; Nematoda; Chromadorea; Rhabditida; Rhabditidae.
AUGACAACUGCGUGUCGUGGCAGCAUGUUCGUUUUGGUGAACGUCGACAAGCAUCGCGAUGUGAUGGGCGAUAUUGUCAAACAAUUGGUGAGGGUUUUUACAAAAAUCGAUCAAGACUUUAUACAAAUUGUAUGGCAAUGAUCUAUGUGCAAAGACGUUUGAAAAUUUCAAGUAUCUUGAAAGUAUAGAACAGCACCACAAUACCGUUCAUUCAAGACGAUAUAUCUCGACGGCCUAUAAAGAUAUCAAAAAGUUGUCAACUGAUAAAUUGUUCAUCAAAAUCUUGUCUACAUUUUAUUAGUUGAUCACUUUCUCAUAUCUCAACAGACAGCUGAGAUACAUAGGUUUUAGUAUUGGGAACAGUUAAAGUGCCGGUCUUAAUAAGACUAACUCAUUAAUUCCAGGUGACCGACUACGGAGUGCCCGUCUCGAUCGUCGACAACGUGCAGAAGAUCUGUCCAAAGUGUUCUGCGCCAUCAGCGGAGCCGGAUUGCUCCAGCUCCUCCAGCUCGACGACCUCCACCUCCUCCAGCUCGACGACGACAAACACGACGACAACCUCGAACUUCCUCCACAACUCGUCCUCCUCUUCCGACGAGUUCAACAACUCGCCCGACGAGCCGUUGACUCCACGGGCGGCUCCGAACAGUUUUGCGAAUAUGGUGGUGAAGUCGGCGCCGAGACGAGACGAGGAACACGAGCCGGAAGCGAAGAGGUCUCGGAUGGAGCCGCCCGCCGAGAAAAUGUUCAUUCAGAAGACGAUCAAGGAGGAAAUCGUGCUCGGAGCAUCGGGCGCCGAGAUCGAUUCGAACGAGGUGCUGGGAAACGUGUUGGCUGCUCUCCAGAAUGGGUCAGUGUUUUUUAAAUGUUUUCAAAAGAUUCUUAGUUUAGGAAAAUAGUGUUGUCAAUAGUGGCUAAAGACUAAAGUUGUUGCCUGAAAGGGGUAAUGCUCAGAAAAACGGCUAUAACUCAAUAGUAAAACAUUUUGGUAUAAAAUGUUCAACUACAAAGUUGUGCGGCAUAAAAUUUACAACAAAUUUUCUGUUGAUUACUAUUUGAAAUAAUUAUUGUAUCUCGAGAUAUAGGUGUCCAAAGAUAAGGUACCGUUCUUGUAACUAUUAGUCAGCAAAACGUCUAUAACUUUGGAAUAAAGCGUUUUCAAAUAAAACCGUCAAUUACAAAGUUGUUCAGCAUAAAAUUUCCAACAAUUUGCAGUUGACAACUUUUUGAAAUAAACAAUAGCUCUCAAGUUAUACACUGUCAAACUUUCAGAUCUCACAUGCACACGGAUUUCACCGGAAGAGCGACCGGAUCGGCGGGCAGUAGCGAUGACGGAAACUCCAACUCGAGCCACAUUUACGAUGACGAGGAUAUGGUCAGUCUACACCUUUUUUUCUGACCCUACAAUAUUCGCUUUCAGAGAACCGCUCCAUGGGCGAGUCCGGACUUUCUCACCAACUUCAUCACCUCUCAACCGGACAUUUUCGCGAAUGGCGCCUCGAAUUUAUCGAAAAUUGUAACAUUUCCAUCAUAUUUUUGUACGGCAAAAACCUUCAAAACGUUUGCAGAUGAAACCGUCCUCGAAUUGCUCCACUUCUAGCGGUUCGAACAAGAGAGGCGUUCCGCCAAUGUGUAAGUUUUUCGAACAAAACUGAACACUUCCAAAAACCGAACAAUUUCAGUGACAGUGAACGGAAAGACGAGACGUGGCCGCAUUGUUUAUACUCCAAACGAGUUGGUUAGUGAUUCUGGCGGGAAAAUAGUCCUAAAUGUGGUCUUCGAUGAUCCAGGAUCUGUUGAUUAUGUCCUAAAAGUGCCUCAGAUAGCCUAUGACUCAUUAUGGUGCCCUAGAAAUGUCAUUGUAACCUCAAAAAUGUUCCAGAUGGCCUAGAAACCUCCCAGAAACCACCAGACAGCCUAGAAAUCCCUUAAGCGGCCUAGAAAUCCCUUAAGCGGCCUAGAAAUCCCUUAAGCGGCCUAGAAAUUCCCAAAAUGGCAUAGAAAUCCCCUAAAUGGCCUAGAAAUCCCCUAGACGGCCAAGAAAUCCCCUAGACGGCCUAGAAAUCCCCUAGACGGCCUAGAAAUCCCCUAGACGGCCUAGAAAUCCCCUAGACGGCCUAGAAAUCCCCUAGACGGCCUAGAAAUCCCCAAGACGGCCUAGAAAUUCUCAAAAUGGCAUAGAAAUCCCCUAGAUGGCUUAGAACCAUUCUAGAGGGCCUAAAAAUGUUCCUACUGGCCUAGAAAUCUCCAGGAUGGCCCAGAAAUCUGCUAUACAGUCUAGGAAUCCCCUAGAUGGCCUAGAAAUCCGCCUGGACAGCCUAGAAACCCCUCUGAUGGUCCUGAAAUCCCUAAAAGGCUCAUAGAACCUGAACACCUUGUUUGUUUUUCCAGACCAUUCUCGAAAAGUACUACGAAAAGGAUCCGAACGCGUGCGCGGACCCGCACAAACGCGAGAUGAUGUGCAAAACGCUCGAGAUUGACUAUCAUCGAGUGAGUAGCGACGCGUGUCGACGCCACGCCCCGACUUUCCUAGUUUUCAGCUCAAAGUGUGGUUCCAAAAUCGGCGACGAAAGGACAAGGUGCGAUCGCAAGAAGAGGCGGCGGCCAGUGGCACCAACGACUAUUACGAGUGCCAUAUGUGA